CUCUCGGAUCCUAGACUGAUCGUUUCUCCACACUCCUCCAGUACGCACCACCACCAGCAGGCUGCCCUUAGCUCAUCACCUCCUCCUCCUCCUCCUCCACACUCCACCUUCUUCAGAGUCCUCCUCCAUGAAGUACGUGAUGAGCGAGGAGGAGUUCCUGCUGAAGUGGAACAACCACCAGACUAACUUCGUGGAUGUGUUCAACGAACUGCUUCAGGAUGAGUCUUUUGUGGACGUGACGCUGGUGUGCGGGGGCGAGGCGGUGCCGGGCCACAAGAUGGUGCUGGCCGCCUGCUCCCCGCUCCUGCACCGUAUCCUCCGGGACAACCCAUGCCGCCACCCGCUGGUCAUCCUUGGAGACGUGCCUGCUGGGGACAUGCGUGCCAUCAUGCACUUCAUCUAUCAGGGCGAAGUGAGCGUCUCCCAGUCUGAAUUGGCGAGCUUCCUCAAGACAGCUGAUAACCUCCAGAUUAAAGGGCUGGCAGAGAACAGGGAGAGCAGCGGGAAGGAGGACAGGAAGAGGAAAGACAAGGACGGGGAGAGAUUGGAGGGUCGACCCAAUAACAAGAGGCAGCGCACCUCUGAGGGGAGGUUGGACAACGUGAAUGCCACAGCCGCGCCUGCUAUGUCCCCUGUCUCAUCUCGCUCACACAAGUCACUCAGCGAUUCUCAUUCUUCUAGUCACAAGGGUCGGGGGGGCGGCAACAGGACCACGGGGGACGAGCAGCACCACCAGCAGGGCCUCAGGAACACCAGUGGUGGGCGAGGCAGUGCCACCAACAGCACCACCAACCAUCACCACAAUCAUCACCCAGCCACCAAGCACCACACUCCCUCAUCCAGACAUUCAAGUUCAAAGGCUUCCCACACCCAAGACAUUCCCUCUAAAGUGCCCUCCUCAUCCAGUAAGCACCGUGGGGAGGAGGGCGUCAGCACCUCCCACCACCACCACCACCAUCACCACCACAACUCAGAGAACAGUAUGGGUGAUGACAAAAUGAUGACGAAGGAGGAGCUGGAUGAACUUACUGUGAAGACUGAGCCCCUGGACUACCCUGCUGAGGUGGCGUGGAGUGAGGGGGUAGGAGGCCUGGGACGGGAGGCGGGCAUGGAGGACUCCCAGGGUCUACUGCCGGCUAUCUCUGCCUCCAUGCCUGGUGGUCUGGAGGGUGUGGCUGCUGCCAUUGUGGCCUCACCAAACCUUCCUAUCAUUGAGUUUGGUGAUGACAGCCGAAAUGAUGACGGGAGUCGCGGUGACCUGUCCACUGCCUCAGAUGAUGUGAAUGUCAACAAUACUGCGGAGCUGGAGGAGGGAGAAGAGGAGAACACCACCUCAGGGUCUCCAGGCAAGUUUCGUGGUGGACGCAAAGCUUGCUGCUUUUGUGGUAAGACAUUCUGUGACAACUACACACUGCGCCGCCACAUGGUGACCCACCUGACUCGGGAGCGGCAGUUUGAGUGUCCAAUGUGUAGUGCUGCAUACUCCCGCAAGGACCACCUCAUGGCCCACAUCAGGAGAAAACAUCCCAUAGCUGAUGAAGUGGACAAGAUAGACAUCAGUACCGGACAGGCAGGGUAAAGUUCACACUCCAGGGGACAAGAAUUCUCUCAGGGGUGUGUGAGUGAUGGUCAUGGUUGUCCGAACUCAGUUUAUCCUGAGCACACUCCCUUUGCCAUUCCAAGCUGUUCAGGAGUUGCCACUGUCAUUGUGCACAGUGGUACUUAGUCAUUAUUCUGUUGACAUGCUCACAUAUGAGAUGUAUAUUUGGAAUUUGUUGAGCUGUUUUAUUGUGAUGAUUCCAACUUUUGUUGUAAAAUUACCUUUUAGGUUUAAUGUAGUUAUUAUGGAGUCUGAUUUGUUAGUUUCCUGUUUUCCUUCUCCUCAAGUGGUGAGGUAAUCUCUGUUCUCUUUUCCCCUCAGCUGAUGAGGUAAGACAUCAAAACUUGUAAUAUAGUUUUCACUGUAAAUGUUUUCAACAAUGGUGUCGUAUGGCUCCAUGUCGCCAUGUGUUCAGUGUUGACAGUGCUGGACUUUUUUCAUCCUAAGGAUGACGUUGUAAUGAUCAGCACAGGAGCUCCUACACAAGCUUAGUGUAGCCUGCUCUGUGUUGUCUUGUGUGGGGACAUUGGUGUCAGGUGAGGAGGACAUGGCCCAGAGGUAGUCAUGCACACACACUUUACCUUCUUUAUGAUAAGAGUUCAGCAGAGUCUAAUAUUCAAUACCUAAUGAAACUAUAUACAAAUAUGUUCAUGUAUAUGCAACACAAUGCUUUUAUGCAUAUUAGCUGAGGGCAAGUAGCCAAUCCAGUCUGCUGAAUUUGUCCUCCUCUGCUCACGCAUCAAUUUGGUAUGAAAGGUAUGCAGGUCCAUGUGUCCUCGUUACUCUGUCAUCACUGUCCUCAAGGCACAAGGAAGCUGAAACUUAUGUGACCAACUUGAGCCUAUCCUGACCUUUAAAGUCUGCAUUUAGUAUAUAACAUUGAGGGAGUAGCAAGGUGUUAGUCAUUGUGGGCUUUUGCCUACUAGGUGUGUGGGCUGUUAGGUUAGUGGUCUGAUAUAUAUAUAUAUAUAAGCAUAUAUACAUGCAGUCUGUGAGAGGUGAGGCAUUCUUGCCUUACAAGAUGUGUUGUUGGUUUGGUCUGAAGCUCACUCAACGUGUGCCAUGAGUGGGCAGCAUCCUCCCAGUCAUGUCUUGGUGUGUGUCUCUGUGCCUUCUAACUAACCCUGAACAAGCGCGAUCAAAUGUGCCAGUUAACGCACAGCUUGGCUAUACUUGAGCUCCUUCAACACACUCUGCUGACACAAUCCUCUUUGCCUUGCCAAGUUCACCUCUUAGGGCGGGAAUGCAGCAACAUAUUUAUAUUUUUAACAAAAAAAUUUUGGUGGAUCAGGGCCCCUUUUUGAUACCUCUUGGCUGUAGUGUUUUUAUAAAGGUGUGUUUUAUUAUGAGUAGUUGGUAUCUGUAAAAAAUUUACAAGGCCGUACUUUUUCAAUCCAGUUGUUAUUAAGAUAAGCUGAAGAUGGCAUGUAAGUUUUUGUUUUUGGGGAAUUUUAAGAGGUGAACUGUUCUGUUGAUGCCAUAGUACAUUGCAUAGUUUUAAGGCUGGCAUGAAUACCUGGUGAGGCUUGUACAAGUAAUAUGCUGAUUUCUGAUUUGUGGCUACUGGCAGGAGUCAAGCCAAUCCCCAUCAUGCCAAUUAUCAAAAUAACAGAAAAUGUGAUGAUCCUCAAGGUUGUUUAUGCAGUUCAUGUUAUCCAUCAUACCUAAGGAUCUUCAGUAGGACUAUUUAUCUAUAUUUUAACUACAUUGGAUCAGCUCACAGAUUCCCAUGUUCCAUUACUUAACUGAUGAGUCAUAACUUUGACAAGUAGUGUCAUUACUUUCUCUGAGGUUUUUGAGUAACAGAUUCAUUCAAGGGAUCAUGGUACAAGGGUGUUUUACGUCUUUUCUAAUUUUGUCUUGUAAUAACCUAUAUAUUCAUGGCCUCUCUCAUGGUCAUUUCUGAUUUUUAAAGAAUAUUAUUUUAAAUCAUUACAUCACUUCAAUAUCAGCCACCCCAGCUAUUUUGUGGUGUUGUCCUAAUGUAACAACCUAUCCAAAACCUAACCUAAUCCAAUCUAACAUUACUUAUCCCAAAAGUAUCUGAAGUAGCUGGGCUUCAUGCAACCCACACCAUCAUACCUUGUUCUUGUUUGAAGUGUACAUAUAAACUGUUGUCUUUCACAGGGUUGUUCUGUUGUGUUUACCAGGGGAUUCACUCUGUUCUUGUAGGCUUUUAAUUUUGCAUAAUUAUGAGGAUUCUCUUGCUAAUUCAAACUUUUAUAGUGCAGUUGUGGAAGGUUUCCACACAGCUUGGUAGCAGUCUUUAGAUAAUUUGUGAUUGAGCAGCAGCAGGAGUCACUUUGUCAGGAAGAUAGAAAUAAAGAACCACAUUUGAGGCAACCUGUGUGAGAAGGUGCACCUAGACCAAGUCACAAGGAAGGGGAUUCCAAGUGAUUGAUUUUACUCUGAGCUCACCACCUAACACAGAAUGCCUUAGUUACUACAUUUCCCCACACAAGCUCCAAAUACUACAGUAAAGUCCAUUGUAUGAAACUCACUUUCCUGCUUUUGUACUUGUUUUCUUCUUGACAUUUUGAUUCUUUGUGUUUUUCCCAUAACAGGAAGAUAAAAAUUAAUUGCCACAUUUAUUUGUUCACUGUAUAGUUUAUAUCCUGGCUUGUAUUAAACAGCUUCACAAGUACAGUAUUCAACAUAACAUUCAUCAUAGGUUUCCAUUUUGCUCUCUACACAUAAGGCAACCCAUAGUUUCAAGAGAUCUUUGUUAGACUGAACAUGUCAUCUCAUAAACUGGGGUAUAUGGUGCAUCAGUCAAGCUUCAAAUCAUCUUUAUAUAUUUUUCUGCUUUAUUAUGUGCUUUUUACUAUUGUAUAUCAUGCUGUGUUCUGAUUCUUGAGUGGUUCUUCCUGCAAGGUGUCAUAUUCCUGGUGGAGGUGUGUUGGGCAGUGGUGGGUGUUAAAGGGAAGGCUGAGCUGUAGUGUGGUUUCGGUGCUGUUGGGUUUUACUGUUCUCCUCAGCUCAAAGAUAUUUUCCUAGCACAUUUAUACUGCUAAUAAGGUUACACUGUAGUUAAGUGUACGUAAGUAGUGGAACAUUCAUCAAAAGAGGAUCCAAAGAUAUUUUUUUCUCGAUUUAUUUUCCAGCUUUGAUGUAUGGAAGUUAGUUUGCAAUGUGUAACCCUUAUGUUGGUUAGGCAGCAUUGGUAAUAGGCAGUGCUGUUUGAUUCUCCAACAGUUUUAUCAGUAUUUGUAUUAAAGUAAUUUCAAGCCACUAUUUAUAUACAAAAGAAAGGAAUGAAGUGGACAUAUUAUGUAGGCCAUAGUUUAAAGUUUUGCUGCCAUUAUGGUUUUGAUCAAGUGCAUGAUAGUUUUGUAAUUUGUGUUGAGGGUAUGCAUGGGUAGUGUUUUGUUCUCAAUUUGAAUUUUUUUCCAUCAUUGCUUAAUAAAACAGGUACAUUUAUUAGACAUUAGAUAUGCUACACACACACACACACACACACACACACACACACACACACACACACACACACACACACACACACACACACACACACACACACACACACACACUGCAUAUUUUCUUACAUUUUUAUCACAGUUGUCAUAUCAAGUAUGUGUUUUAUGAAGAAUACAAAUGUAUAAACGAAUGAAUGAAUGAGUUAGGAAAAAUAUAUCGAGAUUAGCAUGAAAGUUGAAUAGUAUUUAUUGUAGUCUCUCUCUCUCUCUCUCUCUCUCUCUCUCUCUCUCUCUCUCUCUCUCUCUCUCUCUCUCUCUCUCUCUCUCUCUCUCUCUCUCUCUCUCUCUCUCUCUCUCUCUCUCUCUCUCUCUCUCUCUCUCUCUCUCUCUCUCUCUCUCUCUCUCUCUCUCUCUCUCUCUCUCUCUCUCUCUCCACUUUUUCAUAACUUAUUCAGUUUUAUAUUGUCUUCUUUCCUUCUUUUCCUUGUGUCUUUUCUUUAUUUAUUGUUUAUGAACUGGAUAUUGUAUUCAUCCUUCCCUCAAUAUUUUUUUUAUUUUAUUAUUUUUUUUUCAUAUGGCUUAUUUCAACUUGCAGUUAUAAUUUUGUCCUUUUUCUUCCGUCUUUCUGUCUUUCAUGACUUAACACUGCAGUUUUAACUUUGUCCUCUUCCUUCCUUUUUUUUCCCCAGGAUUAAUUUAACUGCAGUAUUCCCUUCCUGUAGGAGGAACUAGCUGCCUAAGUUGUCAGUCCAGACCCUACCUGGAGAGCUCAAAUAUUAUCACUUGUUUACUAUUUAUUUUGAAGUGAAUUAAAAAGACAUUAUGCCAUAGGAAAGACUGAGCAACCAGUAUAUUAGUUAUGUAUCUAUAGCGUACAUGUGUAUGUUUAAUAUCUGAAUGCAAGAAGUUAUGAAAUUUCUACAUUCGCCUUGAGACUACUGAAAGACAUUGUGAUCAUAUGUACAGUUUAUUUAUUUAUUUAUUUUUUAUUUAUUUAUUUUUUUAUUUUUUCUCAUUAAUUUAUUGUAUGUUUAAACCUUGCCGGCCGUGAAGGAUUGUUUACUUCUGCACCAACUCUGGUUGCCUCGUUGGCAGUAGGUGGGAGUGAUAUACAUAAAGAAUAAUGAGUGUGUUGUUUUGAAUUCAUAGAGGAUAAUCUUGGUUCGCAGAAAAUAGUAUUCAUAGUAAUAAAAAGUUCAUGUAUAAUCAAGUAUUGAUUUAUGAAUGGGAGAGGUGGUAGGGAAAUUUACCCCAAAGCAAGAGUACAUAUGAUUAUAUUACUUAUGUUUUAACUACACAUCAUCAGAGAGAAGAAAGAUGUGUGCUGUUGAAAUGUUAAAGAAUAUAGUGCUCUUGUUUCUGUCAUAGUUUUCAUACUACAUUUUCUACUAGUUUGUCUAUAUUUGGCAUCAUUGAUUUAUGCAUAAUUAAUGAAACAAGCUUUCAUGAUUUUGUGUAGACUUGUGGUCAAUUCCAUUGUCCACUAGAGUAGAUUUACAGGCAACCAAACUAAACUGUUCUCCAAAUUUGUAAGGUUUUCUAGGAAGCAGCUAAGAAUAUACAUUUUUUUUUAUUGUUUAAUGCUUUGAAGAGAAGCUAACAAACUGAGGAUUAGUUAUGUUUGGACACUAUAGCUUCCAUUUUCUUGUACUAUUGAAGUGCCCCUUAGUGUGUUGGAACUUAUCCAGUACUGAAGGGGAGCCAACAAGCGAGGCAGCCAGAGUGAGGGGCACUGCUCAUCUGGACACAGCCAGUAUCCUACAGUACAAUUUAGUUCUGCCAUAUUGCGUGAUGGGUAGGGUUUAUUUCAUUGUGACACAAGUAGUUUGGUUUUCACGAGGUACAUGCUUCACCCUUCUGUGGCAUGGUGGUGGGGACAGAUCCAGUGGUGGUCAAGGAAGGUGGUAGACGCCGAGUAUCAUUGCUCUGUUUUGCCCACACAAGCUGCUAUUGCCUCGUGUAUGAGGUACAGAAUGUAUUUUGUCUCGCAUAUGAGGUACACAAUGGUAUUUAAUGACAUUAUGCAGUUGUGUUUUAUUCAUUGAGUACAUUUCUUGUUAAAAGUGCUGGCCACCUUAAUAUUUGCUAGUUUUUGUAAAUUGGUCUAUUUGCAGAAUUUUGUUUUAUUAUUAUUAUCCAAUCAUAGGGAGAUGUAAUUUGUUGCCAUUAUUGUGUUUUAUUUAUCACUAAAGAAUCUAAGCCAGUCGUAUUUUUACUCUUGCAGUCAUUUGAAAGCUCUUGCGUCUCCAUAAUAGCCUCAAAAAUCAUUUUCUCAUUUUCUAGAUCAAUUAAAAAAUAUACGUAUGAAAACUAAGCGCUGUGUGUGUCUGUGUGUGUGUGUGUGUGUGUGUGUGUGUGUGUUGGCCAUGGGGUCGCUGCUCCUCACCUGGCUGCCAGCUCCUGUCACGGCCACAGUGGAGCCCCAUCAGUGAGGUGCGCGGUGGCGAGUGCCCAGCGUGAUGUCGAGGCGUGACGGAGCUGAUCGCUGUGUGUACCCUUGUAUCCAUUCAUUCAUUCAUGUAGUGAUCCAGAUGACAUCGUGUGUGACGUGACCCGCCGAGGGACCAAUGUUUUCUGUGCCUGCUGGUGACAAAGGAUGACGUCAUUGUCGUUAGUCACUCCUUACCUUCACUUUUCGGAAACACCAUUGUAAUGAUCUGUGUGUUUGGGAUCAGGUUUUAUUCGUUGGGAUUUUAUUUGUCUUGGAUUAUUUAAUGUGAGGACUGUAUUCCGCUUUUAAAUUGUAAUAUAUGUACACAGUGGUAUAUGCAGACAUCUAUAAUUCUCCAUGCCUUAAGAAGAUAGCGUUUUCCCGUCGUACUGAUAGACUGAUAACGUGCUGUUGAUCUCAACGCUUUCGACAAUGGCGGAUUCGGUGCUGUGUCCACUUUUCUCUUUUUGGUCUCCCUCGGUUUACCUUUUAUGCGUCUUAAUGAAAUAUUUAUGAAGUGUACAGAUGUCGUGAUACAUCACUAUAUUUAUGAUUUGUACAGAAGUGACUUUGCUACACCUUAUUCAAGGGGUGAUAUAGAUUAUAUAGAUAUAGAGAUUAUAUAUUAUAUUGAGGUGAUUUCCCUUUGGCGAGAACCUGCCUUUUUUUUGUGCACUCGUAUUGCAAGCACCUGCCGUGAGUAGGGGAGUGUUUGGCAAGCUUAUUUCCCGUGUAGGUAAGAGUGAUGCUUGUGAUGAAAUACGUAGUGCCAGAGAAGAGAGCACUGUACAGGCAGACAAGGGACCGUUUUACUUGGGCAGAUUUGUCGCACCAAGGGAGCUCACCUUAUAAUAGUUGUAUUUUCCUUGUUAUUUAAAGUGAGUGACCCGAGUACUCAAGUUCUUUUGUACUGACGAGACUCCGGACUCUUGUAGUUUAAGCUUUCUAUGUAAUAAAACUUUCAACAACACAGGCUA
Messenger RNA from Scylla paramamosain (green mud crab), 8424 nucleotides. Its product is annotated as protein bric-a-brac 2-like. Gene Ontology annotation, molecular function: protein binding. The transcript is spliced from 6 exons. Gene Ontology annotation, biological process: regulation of transcription by RNA polymerase II. Lineage: Eukaryota; Metazoa; Arthropoda; Malacostraca; Decapoda; Portunidae. Gene Ontology annotation, cellular component: nucleus. The record is from RefSeq and is a predicted model, not a curated record. Bases 128 to 1579 code for a protein of 483 amino acids.